Molecule: messenger RNA, 1170 nt
Organism: Oryza sativa Japonica Group (Japanese rice)
Lineage: Eukaryota; Viridiplantae; Streptophyta; Magnoliopsida; Poales; Poaceae
Product: probable L-type lectin-domain containing receptor kinase S.5
Biological process (GO): protein phosphorylation; defense response to bacterium; defense response to oomycetes
Cellular component (GO): plasma membrane
Molecular function (GO): ATP binding; transmembrane receptor protein serine/threonine kinase activity
Source: RefSeq, a predicted model, not a curated record
AUGGGUGCAUCCAUGGGUUUUCCAUGGCCGGUGAUGCGCAGCGAUCAAAGCAGCGAGAGGGCGGCGGCAGGAGCGAAACGGAGCAACCCCGAAUCACUUCUGGUCGUCACAGCCGAUAUCAGCGCCACCCCCUUGUCGUUCCCCUCCUCGCCGUCGCCGGUGACCUCCUCCACCGGCGGCGGGGUGGAGUCGUCGGCGCUGCCGCUGUGGGAGUACAGCGGCGACGAGCUGGCGGCGGCGACGGGGAGGUACGACGGCGCGAGGAGGAGGCUGGGGCAGGGCCAGACCGGGGCGGUGUUCAGGGGGACGCUCCUGGGGCACGACGGCGUCGCCGUCGACGUGGCCGUCAAGAGGUUCCACGACAUCCUCUCCGAGGAGAAGAUGAGGCUCGUCUGCCGGGACCUCAGGGCUCGCCGCUUUCUCCAGGACAGGAACGUCGUCCGCCUCCAUGGUUAUGGGUUUUGCGUGAGAUAUCGGAAACUCCACCUGGUGUACGACUACAUGCCCCACGGCAGCCUAUCCCAGCACCUGUUCGCCGGUGCAGGGAGCUCGGCGGCGAUCCUGAGCUGGGAUCGCCGCUCCAAGAUCAUCGCCGGCGCCGCCCGGGGCCUGCACCACUUCCACAGCCACGGCGCCGUCCACGGCUGCGUCACGGCCUCCAACAUCCUCAUCGACAACGACUUCACCGCGCGCCUCGGCGACUUCGGCUACUCCUGGUCCCGCCGCUUCCGGCGCCGCUGCACCAGCCCCGCCCCGACGGGCGACAUCGUCAGGAUGAGCAGCGAAACGGACGUCCUCUGCUUCGGCGCGGUGGUCCUCGAGGUCGUCUCCGGCCGCCGGUCCGACCUCGACGACUCCGGCGGCGGCGACGGUGAUCGUCGUCGUUUCAGGUCCCUGGUCGAGUGGGUCUGGGCGCUGCACGAGGCAGGCCGCAUCCUCGAGGCGGCUGAUGCGACCCUUGGCAUCGCUGCCGGCGACGAUGGCGGCUGCGGCGGUGGCCGGAGGAGAGAUGCGGUCGAGGCCAAGAAGAUGCUCCUCGUCGGACUUGCCUGCAGCCACCCUGACCCCAAGCAACGGCCCAAGAUUAGGGAUGUCGUCGAGAUCCUUAAAUCUGACGGUGUGCAGCCGCCGAAGGUGCCGCCGUCGAAGCCGAAAUACCAAGAACGGUGA